GGUAAAAAGCUCGAAAACAUGAGUGAAAUAUUAAAAUAGAAUAUAUACUUUGUACACUAGAGGGAAUCGUACUAAUGCUGUAAGUGUUGAAACUCGAGAAGGAUACAAUUUGCAAUACCCAAAAAAUUUAAUGAUUUCAGCAAAAUGUUUCGACAUUCGUUUAUCAUGCCUCUUGUAUUAUUUUACAAUAAAAUACUCGGUAAUUAUGAUUUUCGCCAUAAAUUUGGAAUGCCAGCUCAUUUCCAAGGACGAGGUUGUCAAGGCGGUUAAGGAUGGUGUGAAGUAUUAUAAUGACUUAGAACGUGAGUGGUCCAGAGGAACCUACGAUUUGGUCGUCGAAGCUCCUCAUUUGACAGGUUAUUAUAGACCUCCUACAAACAGAUUCGUUAAAUAUUCGAAAUAUGCUAUCAUAAAAGAAUACGCAUCCUUGCAAAUAGCCGAAAAAUUAAUACAGCUAAAUUACAGUCCUCAAGAAAUAACACGCUACUUGGAAAGGGUUGACGUGUCUGGAACCUUCUUAGACUCCUGCCCCUUAAGAAAAGAGAUAGCCAAUAGAGGAAGCUGUCCCAUAUAUUACAGGACAAUAGAAGGGCAUUGCAAUAACCUCAAACAUCCAACUUGGGGAAUGGCGGAAUUGCCGCCCCAGAGAUUGCUUCCCGCUGUUUACAACGAUGGUGUCAGCGAAAUCAGGAGAGCUAAAAAUGGUGGCGAAUUACCAAAUGCAAGAAUGAUAAGUACAUUAUGCUUGCCUACGCAGUUUCUACCCCAUACAGAGCUAACUGUCAUGAUGACAACUUUUGGUCAACUUAUAGACCAUGAUUUAACAUUGUUUCCCGUGCCUACAGGUUUUAAAUACCCUAGAUUAAAGUGUUGUUUAGAUGAGAAGAAACAUAAUCCAAAAGAUCGAGAAUCUAGAAAAAAAAUGCAUCCAUAUUGUUAUGGCUUGAAUUUACCCGUUGAUGACCCGUUUUAUAGUUAUUAUGGAGUCCGAUGUAUGGAAGCGGUAAGAUCUUUGCCUGGAGUUGGUCUUUCUUGCAAUUUAGGUGUAAGGGAACAGGUCAAUCAAUUGUCGAAUUACAUCGAUGCGUCAACAGUCUACGGAAACACAAUCAAGGAAGCCGAAAAUGUUCGACUUUACCAAAAUGGUCUACUCAAGACGCAACGGCAUCCAUUUGACCCAAGCAAAAAGGAUUUAAUGCCUUUGUCAAAUGGUACUGUGAUAGAAGAAUGCCUUAUUCAGAGCGUUAGGAAGCACCCAUGCUUUAUGGCAGGUGAAAUGCGAAGCAACGAAAACCUACCAUUAACCACUAUCCACACAAUAUUCUUUCGCGAACAUAACAGAUUAGUACGUGAAAUGUCAAUCAUAAAUCCGGAUUGGAAUGACGAUAAAUUAUUUGAAGAAGUCAGGAGGAUAGUAGGGGCAAUGAUGCAAUACAUAGCUUACAAAGAAUAUUUACCAAAAUUUUUUGGUGAGCAAAACCUGGUUAAACAUAAACUUGUUUUGGCCGACUCUGGUUAUUUUAAUGGCUACGAUGAGAAUGAAGAUGCCACUACCAUUAAUGCCUUCAGCUCUGCUGCCUUUAGGUUCUCUCAUUCCUUAUUGAACGCCAACAUAUUUCGGGUAGGUCACUUUAAUUACCAUCUUUCGACCACACCUUUGAGAAAACUAUUUUUUCAGCCGGAAUCUCUGUAUGGAGACAUAUAUCCACAUGGAAUAGAUCCUUUGUUGAGAGGAUCGACUAGUCAAUUGGCUCAAGCGCUGGAUAUCAAUAUAGCCGUGGAUGUUAAAAAUCAUCUGUUUCAACCAGAAGAUUUAGAUUACGGCAUGGAUCUAAUGUCGCUCAAUAUAAUAAGGGCCAGGGAUAACGGAAUAGCUCCUUACAAUGAUUGGAGGGAGUAUUGCGGAAUGGACAGAUUAGAUAGUUGGGACGACGCCUAUGACUACUUUUACCCUGAGGCAGUCUCAAAUAUGUCUUAUGUCUAUGGCGAUGUAGACGAUAUUGAUUUAUGGAUAGGCGGGAUAUCGGAAAUGCCGAUGGAAGGUGCUUUGAUUGGCCCAACCUUCUCUUGCAUAGUGGGCAUUCAGUUCAGGAAACUCAGGUUUGGCGAUAGAUUUUGGUUCGAAAAUGAAUACAUUCCCGGCGUUGUUGAAUAUCCAUUUACACCAGAACAAUUACAGGAAAUACGUAAAAGCAGUUUGGCCAAGGUUAUAUGCCAUAACACAGACACAUUUUUCAAUAUUCAGAAGGAUGUCUUUUUAACGCCAGGUUUUAGGAAUCCAAUGAUGUCUUGCAGAACUAUUGGGGAUAUAGAUCUCACUUAUUGGAAAGAUAACUGAAUUAUUAAAAAAAUUGACUCUCGAAUAAGAUUCACAUGAUCUAUCUUUUCAAUGCGAUAUUCAUGG
Gordionus sp. m RMFG-2023 is the source of this 2404-nucleotide messenger RNA. Its product is annotated as peroxidase-like. The transcript is spliced from 15 exons. Gene Ontology annotation, molecular function: heme binding; peroxidase activity. NCBI's taxonomy places the organism in Eukaryota, Metazoa, Nematomorpha, Gordioida, Chordodea, Parachordodidae. Gene Ontology annotation, biological process: response to oxidative stress. The record is from RefSeq and is a predicted model, not a curated record. The coding region runs from base 131 to 2338 and encodes 735 amino acids.